AUGAGAUUCGUGCCAGGCCUGCUGGCUGGCCUUGUCGCUCUCUGUUGCAUCCCCGUCUCCGCCGAGAAAUUGCUGCAGGCCAACUAUGUCACCUCCUGUUCCGACGAUGACCUGAUUCAGACCGACAAGAUCACGGUCAAUGUGCUGCCCGCCGAAAAGAAGGUCUGGUUGGAAUAUGACGGCCAUUUGGGAUACGAUGGCAAGGUCAUGUUCAACGUCGACCUCUUCGCCUACGGUUACAACAUCACUCGCUACAGCCUCGACCCCUGCGACCUCAAGAUCGCCAACCUCUGCCCCAUGGCCAAGGGCAAAAUGCCGGUGCCCUGGUCGCCCAUGACCUUGUCCGACUCGGCUCUCGAUAUUAUUCCCACCAUCGCCUACUAUGUCCCCGAUCUCGACUGUCUCGUACGCGUCAGCGUCGUCAAAUACGGCACCGAUGAACUCGUCUCCUGUAUCGAAGCCCCCGUCACCAACAACUACUCGGUCUACGUAUCAGGGGUCGGCUGGGCCAUCGGCGUGAUCGUCGGUCUGGGCCUGCUCACCAGCGUCGUCCUCUCGAUUCUCGGUUAUUCGAACAUCGCCACACACGUCUCGUUCCGUACCAUGCUACUGCUGGGUUUUCUGCAAAGCCAAGCCAUGUACGGCAUGCUUGCAAUGGACUUCCGACCACUCGCCCGCAACUGGACGCAGGACUUCCAAUGGACGGUGGGUGUCGUGCAUGCCGAAUUUCUGCAGACCAUUGCCACCUGGUUCCAGCGUGCAACGGGCGGAACGCCCUCGGACGUGAUGACGCAGGAAGAGUCGGUCUCGGUCGCUCUCCUGAAGCGAUCCGCGAAUAUCGUCAAGCGCAAACUGCCCGAUGUGGGCGGCGGGGAAGAGAUACUGUUGAAGGGAAUUGAGCGAAUGGGUUACCGAUCCGACAUUGAACCGACCAACAUCUUCAUGACCUCGUACCUGGUCUUCUACUUUGUCAUGAUCCUCAUGAUGAUCACGCUGGUCAUUAUCAAGUUCGCCCUGCCAGCCAUCUCCAAGAAAGCCAACAGCGCCAAGCUGAACAACGCGCUCAGCGGCGGCACCGAAUGGAAAGGCUACAUGCGCGGCAACAUCUACCGACUGGCAAUGCUGUCCUAUCCGCAAUUUUGUUCGUUGGGCCUCUGGGAGCUGUAUCACCGUGACUCGGCCGCCGAAAUCAUCCUCGCGAUCGUGAUGUUCCUCACUACCAGCGCCGCCCUGGGUUUCGCCACCUUCAAGGUCUUCCAACGCGCGCGCGCCUCGAGAGCCUUGAAUGAAAACCCCACCUACACCCUCUACUCCGACCCCGCCUGUCUCACCAAAUGGGGCUUCCUCUACGUGCACUACAAAGCCCAAUGCUACUACUUCAUCGCGCCGAUGCUCGCCUACAUCCUGAUCAAGGGAGUCAUCGUGGCCUUCGUCCAGGAGAGCGCAACCGCGCAAGCCGUCCUAAUCUUGGUCCUGGAAGCCGCAUUUCUGAUCGCCACCUCCGUGAUCCGCCCCUAUAUGGACAAAAAGGCCAACAGCUUCAGCAUCGCCGCAUCCGCCAUCAACUUCGUAUCUGGCAUCUGCAUGCUCAUCUUCUCCAACGUCUUCAACCAACCGAACAUCGUCUCCGGCGUCGUCACAAUCAUUUUCUUCUUCAUGAACGCGAUCUUCACAAUCACACUUAUCGUCUUCCUCCUCAUCUCCUUCUUCUACGCAUUCCGCCUCAAAGAGCCGACGGCCCAAUACCACCGUCUCUCCGACAACCGGGACUCCUUCCGCAUGUCCCAAACCGACAACCGCCUCAACACCGAGCUCCUCCCGCUCGAAAAAGCCAUCCGCCCUUCACCGAUCGGUGACGACCGCCCGGCCUCCCCCUGGGCCCAGAGCAACGGCAGCGUCCGCAGCCGCUGGGACCCCUCAAAUCCAACUCCCUCGGAAUCCCGCUGGGAUCCCGGACACGUGGGCGCGGGGUAUAACCACCAUGAACCGCCCCGGUCGCCGUUUGCGGAUCAGCCGCCGCGAUCACCAUUUGCGGAUCCUGUUGAGCCGACGUUGCCGCUUAUACCUUCUUCCGAUAAUGUCGGGCGGAGGGUAUAG
Molecule: messenger RNA, 2097 nt
Organism: Penicillium argentinense
Lineage: Eukaryota; Fungi; Ascomycota; Eurotiomycetes; Eurotiales; Aspergillaceae
Product: transient receptor potential ion channel family protein
Exons: 2
Coding region: 1-2097 (698 amino acids)
Biological process (GO): transmembrane transport; fungal-type cell wall biogenesis
Source: RefSeq, a predicted model, not a curated record